Molecule: messenger RNA, 3004 nt
Organism: Oncorhynchus mykiss (rainbow trout)
Lineage: Eukaryota; Metazoa; Chordata; Actinopteri; Salmoniformes; Salmonidae
Product: extracellular matrix protein 2
Biological process (GO): positive regulation of cell-substrate adhesion; extracellular matrix organization
Cellular component (GO): extracellular matrix
Molecular function (GO): protein binding; collagen V binding; heparin binding
Source: RefSeq, a predicted model, not a curated record
GUUAGGUAUACCAUGGGCUGUGGGUGGAGAGGAGAGGUAGGUGGUUUCUUAAAGAUGAAUGAAAGGGGGUCUUUGUCCUGAAUUUUUUUUACUUUUAUUUUUUUUACCCACUCCCCUGCUUCCUCUCACCACUCCUCUAUCCUCUCACCUUUUGGGGUUUUUCUGGGGUGUGUGGCCAAAAAUCAUGUCCUGGGGGUGAGAGUCUAUAAAAGCCAUUCAGGAGUUGAGAUUCCUCACACUCACUUUGAAAAGGUUUCUGUCCAAAAGGAGACUGACCAGGAGAGUCCAUGGCAGAGCUGACCAUGAACAGAUUAGCGCUCCUAUUUUUCUGCUUAUAUGCAACAGCCUCACUAAUUGAUGGGAAGCCCAGCCAUAGAACAGAGAAGCCCAGGAGCUCCAAACCCGUGGUAGUAGCUGACUUACCUGAUCCGGAUAACACUGAUGAUACUCUCCUCCCUGGUGGCAGCGGGCAGUGCUCUGUGAAUGGGAUGUUCCUGUUUGACAGGGCCAUGUGGUCGCCUCAGCCCUGCUCCGUGUGCCAGUGUCAGAGGGGAACUGUCAGCUGUCACCCUGUCCCCUGCGGCGGUUCAAAUAACCAGCAGACAGUGGCUCCCAAAGCCAAGAAACCCUCCUCUAAUGCAGAGAAGAAAGAGGGGAUUCCAAAGCAGAAGAAGAGUCUCCAAAGGACAUCAGAAGAAGGAGGAGCAGGACGUCAGAAGAAGGAGGAGCGGCAUGUUACUCCAGUGAAAGUGGUUGCUGUUGUGAAAUCCAUGGCCACCCAGAACAAAAAACAAGAAGUAGCAGUGAAGAAACAGGAAGUGGCUGUGAAGAAACAAAAAGUGUCUGUGAAGAAACAGGAAAUGGUUGUGAAAACAAAAGUCAGGAAGACCGAGGUCCCUGUGGCCAAGAGGCGUGACCCGAAGAUAAACAAAGACAGCCUUCCGUACCUUCCCUACGAUGAUGACGAUCACGAUGACCAUGACCACAGUGAGCAUGACGACAUUGACGACGAUGAUGAUUAUAUCAUCAGGGCCACCGGAAAACCCACCAUGAGGUUGGCACCAAUGGGGAGACCAGUCACCAUGGCGACUGGCCGACUGGCUACUACCACCACUAGGAGACCCAUGGUGAGGGGGCCGGGACGUGCUGUGGUCACAUUCCCCAGGAGACACAGCAUCAUGGAGUCUCUCCCUGCUGGCUGCCUGCUCUCAGAGUCUCUGAUUGCCUGUGGCAGCACUGGCAUGGUCCACAUCCCCAUCCUCUCAGACCAGGGGGUCAAGACCCUCUAUCUGGCAGACAAUAAGAUCAAUAAGAUCCCUCCCCGGGCGCUGGCUGGGCUGCCCAACCUGGAGUGGCUGGACCUAAGCAAGAACAAGCUGGACGACUCCUCCAUCAGCCCUGACCUGUUCCAGAACCUGACCCAGCUGAGGAGGUUGAAUUUAGAUGGCAACAAUCUGACCAAAGUCCCCUCGAUUCUACCGCCGUCCCUGGUGGAGCUUAAGAUCAAUGACAACAAGAUCCUGGGCCUCACACCAAGCAGCUUUAAAGGUUUGUCCAAAUUGCUGACACUGGAGCUUGAGGACAACCACUUCCACGAUGGGAAUGUGUCACCUUUGACCUUCCGGCCCCUCAAGAAACUCAUCUAUCUGCGACUGGAGGACAACAAGUUCCGGGCCAUCCCCUCUGGGCUUCCUGUGACCCUGCAGGCACUUCACCUGUCGGAUAACAGAAUAGAAGAGGUGCAUGAGGGGAUCCUCAACAAGACUGUCAACCUCAGGUUUCUGGAUCUCAGUCAUAAUAGGAUCCGGGAGGACCGCAUAGCCCCAAGGGCCUGGAUACACUUGUUAAAGUUGGAGUCGUUGGACCUGUCGCACAAUAAGCUGGUGCAUGUUCCCUCCUUCCUCCCUGUGGGUCUACAGCAGCUCCACCUGCACCACAACCAGAUCGAGCGGAUCCCUGGCUACGUGUUUGGCCACAUUAAACCGGGACUGGACCUCCUUCACCUGUCCCACAACAGGCUGGCCAACGACGGCAUUGAUGAUGUGUCCUUCCUGGGCCUGUACAACUCCCUGACUGAACUCCUGCUGGACCACAACCAGCUUCGCUCCAUCCCCAGGGGGCUACUGAAGCUCAAGAGCCUGCAGCUCCUCCGCCUCAACCACAACGUUAUCAGAUACGUUCCUCUGAACUCUCUGUGUGACAUGCGCCAGAGUGACGACUCGCCCCUAGUCUCCGUUCACCUGGAGUACAACCUGAUUGACAGGCGUCUCAUCCCGCCCACCGCCCUCUCCUGUAUCAAGACCUACCACAGCAUCAUACUACGGCCCCAGAGUUACGAGGAAGAUUACCACCAUGAAGAUUACUAGUACCCCCCCUUCCUCACCUCCCUCCUUCCUUUUCACCCAUUUCUCCCCCCCCCCCCCAACACCUUGUCUGCGUUUCUCAUUACAUAAUUUCCUCUGAGUCCGUCUCUUAUUGUGAUUAGCUUAGUCAGACUUAUGACACCCAAGCGUUAUGCAACAGAUGAAAUUAGACUUCUAUCCUAAGUCUGACCAUAAUUCUAGGGCAAUGUUUAUGCAACCAGCCCUUUGUCAGUGGGCUUCAUUAUCACAAUGAAUGAGAACGAUUGUGUGUGUUUUUCCUGUUUUAAAGCCUCACUCUGUAAAGCAGUUCUAGGUUUUACUUGUGACUUUGACCUUGCUUGAUACAGUAGCAUGUAUUGAAAGAAAAAUCAUGUGUGGUUACCAGUAGUGAGAGCCAAAGAUGUCCAGGUGCCCUCUAUACUAAACUCACUGUUUUGUUGUUUGUACAACUGUUUCAACUUUGUGACAAACUUGUGUAAUGAAAAAUUGUGAAAAUAAAAAAAUCUUAGAUAAUUGCUGGUCAUUGUCUAUGGUAACUGUAAAUAGUCUUAGUACCUCAAAUAAUCUGCCUAUGUAGCACUGGGUAGAGUGUUGCGGGGUAUUUUAUUCUUAGUUGAUUCUGUAUUUGCCCUAUUAGUGCU